Molecule: messenger RNA, 321 nt
Organism: Nicotiana tabacum (common tobacco)
Lineage: Eukaryota; Viridiplantae; Streptophyta; Magnoliopsida; Solanales; Solanaceae
Source: RefSeq, a predicted model, not a curated record
AUGGACUUUGAAGUCGGGACCGAGAAGAGACUCUUGCAGUUGAAAGAGUUAGAUGAGUUCAGGCUGCACUAUUAUGAAAAUGCUAAGCUUUACAAAGAGAAAACGAAAGAUGGCAUGACAAGCGCUCAAGUUGUUUCCUGGGAAGCUAAAAUCAAGAUGGUCAGGCCAUUUGAGGUGGUAAGAGUCACUCCUUAUGGUGCAAUUGAGUUGCACACUUUAGAUGGUGAAAGAAAAUUUUUAGUGAAUGGACACAGAGUCAAGCACUAUUGGGGAGGAAUCACUGAUCGUGAGAAGACCAAAGUAAUACUCGUUGAUGAGUAA